AUGCCUCUCUGGGGCCGCUACUUGACACUGGCACUCUGCUGCCUUCCUGCAGCAACUGUCUUGUCCGAUUACUCGGGUGGACCUCGCAGCCCAAGCUCCGGCUUUGACCCUGCUAUGGUGAAACUGCUUCUGACGAUGGCUGUCUGGAUGUGGCGGUUCCUCGCCCAGCUGCCGCUGCAUUGGGAACUUUUGACCCUUUCGAGGCGCCGUUGCCUACGGCCACGCAGGCUUCUUCUUCAUCCUCAGCUUUGCCGUCCAUGGUACCUCCAGGUGUUGCUCCGGAUGCUGCGCUGGCUUUUCAGGCUUUUUCUUCAGAACGCCGCCAAGAACGGGCCCGAGAACGGGCCCUGGACAGGGAGCUAUUGCUGGAGUGCCUCCGCCGCUGCAUGGAUGAUGCUGCUGCCUCUUCGGAUCUUCAUGGUCGAGUUUCGGGCCCUUGGAAUGCCCGCGACCCUGGUUCCGCCUUCGAGUUCCGCGGUUCUUCAGCAACAAGCAACGUCCCUGCAGGAGGUGCGCGAUCGGCUGGGGCAGAUUGCUUGGUUCAACGCAGAUGCCUUGCUUGCGAUUUGUGCGCGCAUCGACUACCUCGAGCGCUUGGCUGGCGUGGCCGACUGUGAGAGGCCACGCGUUGGUGGAGGUCCUGCUGCUUCCUGA
Symbiodinium natans is the source of this 654-nucleotide messenger RNA. The record is from the annotation of a GenBank genome assembly. Lineage: Eukaryota; Dinophyceae; Suessiales; Symbiodiniaceae.